AUGGCCGCCGCCACCUCCGCGGCAGCAGCCGUCUCCUCGUCGCGUUUGUAUCCUUUCCUCCAACCCACCCCCAACCCCACCUUCGUUUCCUUCCCGCGGCGACCGCUUCCAGCAACCUCCCUCUCCCUAGCCCUGUCCGCGCCCUCCCAGCUGUCAUCGCGGGGCUUGCCGCUGGCGCCGGCGGCCAACCCGAAGUACCACAACGCGAAGGUGGAAGCGGGAUACGAGGACGUGGCCGGUGAGGAGCUCCUGCGGCGGUUCAAUUGGCAGGUGUCCCGCGCGGGCGUCACGGAGGAGAUCAAGCGGCGGCGCAGGCACGAGGACUCCCGGGACAAGCGCAAGCGCAAGGCGCGGUCGGCGUCGCGGCGGUACCGCCAGAGGCACUUCAUGGGCCCAUAUCCUUUCAACGAUGACCAGGGGCUGAAGGAGCAGGCCUCUGAUGACGAGGAGAACGACAACUGGGAGCUCCCUGCAGGAGAGUUGCCUUCUUACAGAAUUCUGCGGCAAAUUUUCCUGGUGGGGAAAAAGAUGAAUUCUGAUGCAGUAGACACUAGAUUUGGUGAUCUAGUUACUCAGAGAAACUGUUCUUUUGCAGCUGCAAAAUUGCCAUGCUGGUCCUGA
Miscanthus lutarioriparius is the source of this 621-nucleotide messenger RNA. The record is from the annotation of a GenBank genome assembly. Lineage: Eukaryota; Viridiplantae; Streptophyta; Magnoliopsida; Poales; Poaceae.